UUCCGGUGAGUGUGUGUCGUUCAGAGCUGUGAAUAAGGAAACUCUGAAAUAUUGAUAUUAAGGCUCAACUGACACUGGAGGUGACAUGACAGUGUCACCCUUUUCAUUAUAAAAUGGCAGCAGUACCUGGAGUGAGGGCGUUCCUCAGUCUCCACAGGUCAGUGAGCUUUGGGCUCAUUCAAGUCCAGCUGAGAUUAACCUGCCAUCCUGUGAAGCUUUGUAGCACUGUUACAGAAAGUGAUAUGCCCCCGAAGCCACCAGUGAAUCCAGAGAAUGAAUCUCUGCUGGAUAAUCUGAAUCUCAUGGGAGUGGACGUGAAAAAGGCGCACCAGCGUCAGCCCGGCGUGUUCCGUAAAUCCUUCACUAAUGAGCAAGGCGUCGCUCAGUUCCUGCAAGGCAAAGGUGCCUGCCGCAAAGUAAUCGCCAGUAUCAUAUCCCGUUAUCCCCGUGCCAUCACUCGCUCGACUGAUCACUUGGAAAAGCGGUGGCAGCUGUGGAGAAACAUUUUCACGACAGAUGCAGAAAUUGUGUCCAUCAUGGAUCGCUCACCCGAGUCCUUCUUCCGUACCAGUGAUAAUGAGAACCUGGAGAAAAAUAUUGCUUUUUUGAUCUCACUGGGACUGAGCACCAAAGACCUCCACCGGCUGCUGACCACAGCCCCACGCACGUUCUCCAACAGUGUGGAGCUCAACAAGCAGAUGGUGGAGUUUCUUGGAGACGUCUGUACAGAGCUUGGUGGGAAGAAUCCAGAGCAGUUUGCCAAAGCGGUCAUAUCCAGAAACCUUUACAUUCUCAUCCGAAGCAUAAAAAGAGUCAGGACAAAUAUUGAUAUGCUGAAAUCAUCUCUUAAGCUAAGAGAUUCAGACCUGCUGGCUUUUCUGCAAGGUUCAGGAGUAGACAUUCUGGACCUGUCAAAUGAGUGUGUGAAGAAGAAUUUUAACAGCCUUAACCAGAAGAUGACCUUACUCGGCUGUCAGAAAUCUGACAUAAAAAAACUAAUCAUGACCUAUCCAAUGGUUCUGUACAUUGGGACAAGCACACUGAGCUCUAAACUGGACUGUCUCCUGAAUGUAGGAAUAACAAUGGAUCAAAUAGUGGAGAAGCCCAAAGUUUUGGACUACAGUGUACAGAACAUAACGGGGAGACUACAGGAGCUGCAGAAAGUUGGAUACAACUUCCAGAAGAAUGGCAUCAACAUUUUGGAUUCUAGCCGAAAGAGAUUUGACGCAAAGAUAGAAAAACUUUCUGCCCCACCAGAAGAAUAAAUGUAGUUGCUUGUAAUAUGAGACAAUAUAAAAGGCUUGACUAAAUUAUUUGUCAGUAAAAUGUUAUUUUUGGUUAUUCUGGUGUCUCAUUCUCAUUUCAUAGGGCUGCAACACACAUAAUAAUCUGUUCUUUUUUUCCCAUCUCUUUCAGCCUGUCUAGGGGUUGCCAGAGUGGACAUUUUUUUAGAUUAUCUUUUUAGAUGCUCUUCCUGACAUACGGUAGCUCUCCCAUUAAUCCGGGCUUGGGAACGGUUGUGUGUCAGAAACUGAUUUGGGUGUGUACACACCGCCUGUUAAAGGUGUAUCAUGGAGUUCAUAUGACAUGUACAGCAAAUGUAUUUUCUGUCUGUGGUGAUAGCAAAGACAUAUCUUUGGUUUCUAUGUUUGUUUUGCUUGUUUAUGCAUAAUGCCUGAAUAGUAACAUGGGUUAGGUUUCAGUGGCCAAAAAGUGAUUUGGAUCUCUACCUUUUAGCUGGCUUGCGUGUGACAUAUUCUAAGCAUUAUAGCCCUCUCAGCCCCUUCUACCCAUCAAAAUACCUGUAAAGGGCUAAUGCAAAUAGUAAAUGCAGUAUUCCAGUUGCCAAAAGGUGAUUUGAGCUCCCACCUUGUGGCCGAUGGGAUAUUUUUGCUUCAAAAUCACUUUCAUUUUAUCUGGGGGGGCAAUAUCUUUAACACAUCAUAGCCCACUCAGACCCUUUUACCUGUUGAAAUAUUUGUAUAGGGCUAUUGCAAAUAAAAUCAAAAAAACUGAAAAUCUUCAAAAUUA
Solea senegalensis (Senegalese sole) is the source of this 2031-nucleotide messenger RNA. RefSeq names its product transcription termination factor 1, mitochondrial-like. Gene Ontology annotation, biological process: regulation of DNA-templated transcription; termination of mitochondrial transcription. Gene Ontology annotation, molecular function: double-stranded DNA binding. The record is from RefSeq and is a predicted model, not a curated record. Gene Ontology annotation, cellular component: mitochondrial matrix. Bases 114 to 1265 code for a protein of 383 amino acids. Lineage: Eukaryota; Metazoa; Chordata; Actinopteri; Pleuronectiformes; Soleidae. The transcript is spliced from 2 exons.